Messenger RNA from Schizophyllum commune H4-8, 1124 nucleotides. RefSeq names its product staphylococcal nuclease. Lineage: Eukaryota; Fungi; Basidiomycota; Agaricomycetes; Agaricales; Schizophyllaceae. Gene Ontology annotation, cellular component: mitochondrion; cytoplasm. The record is from RefSeq and is a predicted model, not a curated record. The coding region runs from base 71 to 949 and encodes 292 amino acids. The transcript is spliced from 8 exons.
GGGCUUGCUCCUCUGUAUUAUCCUCUCGUCCAGAGACAGGCAGGGCGCUGGAGUCCAGAUCCUCUUUCUCAUGCCCCUCAUACCAUGGCCAGCGAGCGCAGAUGACUCUUCGAAAGGCAAGGACGACGAGAAGGACAUUGCCACGAAAGCGAAGGAACUAUUUGCACUAGCAGGAGAGAUACCUCCAGAAUACUUCUCAGUCGCUGCUUUUGCCGCAGGGUCGUUAUCCUUAGCGGCGAGCUACUUCGUGCAUAAACGUUACUUUCGACGCAUACCCAAUGCAGAAUGGGUGUCUCCAAAUCACCUUGCGCGCAAGCGCUGGAUUAAAGGGCGAGUGACUAGCGUCGGCGAUAACGACAACUUUCGCUUCUACCACACACCCGGCAUCGGCUGGCGGUGGCCUCUCAAGUUCCGUCGUGUUCCAACGCUAACCAAGGAGCUGAAAGAUCAAACGAUUCACGUCCGCAUCGCUGGCGUAGACGCGCCAGAGAACGCCCACUUCGGUCGGCCCGCGCAGCCCUACGCCCAAGAAGCUCUCGCCUAUCUCCGCGCACGCAUCCUCGGCAAAACCGUCUUUUGCCAGCUUAUCCGGCGCGACCAGUACGGGCGGAUGGUCUCGCACGUCCGCCUCGCGCCUCGGUUUCUUCCAGCUACCCUUUUCCGCGGGCCCAACCUCGCCGAGGACAUGCUCCGCAAGGGCUGGGCGACGACGUACGAGCAACACGGUGCAGAGUAUGGUGAAGGCGGAGUUGAAAGGUACAAACAAAUCGAGCAAGAAGCGAAGGACGCGCGGCGGGGGAUUUGGGCCAAGGGUGUGCGAGGGGAGACGCCGGCGGAGUAUAAGAGGAGAUACGCCCAAGCCGCAGACGGCGGUGAGCCGCCCUCCAAGGCGCGCGCGGAGAAAGAGCAGAAGAGAGGCUGGUUGCAGCGCUUGUUCAGUUGGAAGUAGCUACGGCUGGAAGUAAGUAUUGAGUAAUGGCCUUGGUGCGCGAGGACGAUUUAGAGUGUAUCUCGCAUGGAAAACCCGCAUGCAGUGCUUUUCUUGGGGUUGACUUGAGAAACCAACCCUUGGAGAAAAUACAAGGUCACUCAUCAUGCAGGCAUUGGUGGCAGGCAGAAAGAUG